AUGUCUCUCCAGGUUGACGACCGAGGCCGUCGCACCCGUUCGCGCUCGCCUGGCCGUCGCGAGCGCAGUCGGAGCCCCGCGGUCCCCGCCAUGGUUGAUCCCCCGCGCGAGCCCAGCUAUGCUUACCCGGAAGACGACCUCGAUGGUGGCAGAUAUGGACGCGAGAGAGGAGGCGCCAACGUCGUCACCGCAGAGCCGGGCGCCAGCCGCGCCAUGUCAGGAGCUAUUCCUUACCCAGAGGACGGGAGCGACGCAAUGUUCCCAGGCACCAGGUCACUUUACGACUACGACGACCCGCGCGGCAGCAAUCCUGCUUACCGUCCGCCCCCAUCCCCGCAAGACAACUACUACCGCAACUCGCGCGAAAAGUACGACGAGCCCCGCGACGAUGACAAGCUCAAGUAUCUGCCCGCAAA
Messenger RNA from Colletotrichum acutatum, 416 nucleotides. RefSeq lists its product as uncharacterized. The transcript has a single exon. The annotation marks the transcript as partial. NCBI's taxonomy places the organism in Eukaryota, Fungi, Ascomycota, Sordariomycetes, Glomerellales, Glomerellaceae. The record is from RefSeq and is a predicted model, not a curated record.